This is a messenger RNA of Candida dubliniensis CD36, 1668 nucleotides long. RefSeq names its product Cwt1p (gene CWT1). The transcript has a single exon. NCBI's taxonomy places the organism in Eukaryota, Fungi, Ascomycota, Pichiomycetes, Serinales, Debaryomycetaceae. Gene Ontology annotation, molecular function: zinc ion binding; RNA polymerase II transcription regulatory region sequence-specific DNA binding; DNA-binding transcription factor activity, RNA polymerase II-specific. The record is from RefSeq and is a predicted model, not a curated record. Gene Ontology annotation, biological process: regulation of DNA-templated transcription. Gene Ontology annotation, cellular component: nucleus. The coding region runs from base 1 to 1668 and encodes 555 amino acids.
AUGUCUACCAUGAGUACUCAAAAUACAAAUAGUUCCACACCAGGGGAGACAGAUUCGACAUCAAGCUUACCACCUCCGGAGAUAACAGAACCUAAGUAUAAGAAGCCCGAAAAAUCAAGUAAAAGGAGGAAAAAGAAAUUGGAAAUUGCAUGUGUUUAUUGUCGCCGAUCACAUAUGAUAUGUGAUGAAUCAAGACCCUGUCAACGAUGCAUAAAAAGAGGGAUUGCACAUCUUUGUUAUGAUGAACCAUCUAACCCCCGACAACGUAAAAAGGCUGCAGCUUUAAGAAAGACCCAGAGUGAAGGAGCACCAAUGGUAACAUCACCAAUAACGCUUCCUUUGACUGGAUCAACGGGGAACCAACUGCCCUUACCCUUGCCACCGUUACAAGCAUCUCAACUGGAAAUAAGGUCUACACCUAAAACGGAGAAUUCUUUACCGUUUCCACAACCAACUCCACAUCAAUCUCAAUCUGUGCACACAAACGCCCCGCCUAUCAAUUCUUCCCAGCAGCAGCAACAGCAACAGCAACAGCCACAAUCAAGGUUAAUAAAAAAUUCAGUACUAUCUCAGACAUUGCCUUACAAUCAGCAACCAUUCUUUUACUCAGAACAUGCAAAUAGUGAGUUCAGUUCUUUAAAUGACUUUUUGUCCAUGAUUGACGACCCGGAGUUAGUCAACGGAGCUUUAAAUGAUGAUACAGAUGGACUUUUAAAUUUUGGAGUUGCAAAUAACAAUAACAACAACAACAACAACAACAACAACAACAACACUCACAAUAAUAAUCAUAAUGGGUUUAGUAUUAGUGGUGGAAACAGCACGACUAACCUAAAUGCAGUUUUGGCAUAUUCGCCUAAUUCAAAUUUAUUUCCAUCAACUUUUGGUAAUGAAGUGGAUUCAACUCAAAUCCAAUCACAACAGCAACCUGAAUUAACACAGCAACUGCAUGCAUUGAACACAGUCAAGGUUGAGCCUCAAAUGGACAAGACUGAACAACAACCUGUGAUCUCUGAUUCUGCAAGAGAUAAGUUCUUUCUUACAGCAGCCGAUCCUACUACGGAGAUUUCACCUGAAGAAAGAUUGAAACAAGUCAUUAAAGCAAAAUUAGAGGCAGGAUUACUACAGCCAUACAAUUAUGCCAAAGGCUACGCCAGACUUCAGAGAUAUAUGGACAACUAUAUGAAUAUAUCAAGUAGACAGAGAAUACUAAAACCACUAUCGAUAUUUCGACCGGCUUUCAGGGCGAUUGCCCGUACAUUGAAGGAUGUGGAUUUGGUCUUGGUUGAAGAAAGUUUUGAAAGAAUGUUGUUGGACUAUGAUCGUGUUUUUACGGCAAUGGCAAUACCUGCUUGUUUAUGGAGACGUACUGGAGAAAUAUACAGGGGAAAUAAAGAAUUUGCUUCAUUGGUAGGCGUAACUACAGACGAUCUUAAGGACGGAAAGUUGGCAAUCUACGAAUUAAUGAGUGAGGAAAGCGCUGUGAAUUUCUGGGAAAAGUAUGGUGCAAUCGCUUUUGAUAAAGGUCAGAAAGCUGUUUUAACUAGUUGCAAUUUGAGAACUAGAGAUGGUAUUAAACGAAAAAGCUGCUGUUUCAGCUUUACUAUAAGGAGAGAUAGAUACAACAUCCCCAGUUGUAUAGUAGGUAAUUUUAUCCCCAUUGAUCCUUAG